Strongylocentrotus purpuratus (purple sea urchin) is the source of this 11317-nucleotide messenger RNA. RefSeq names its product mitogen-activated protein kinase kinase kinase 11. Gene Ontology annotation, molecular function: protein binding; JUN kinase kinase kinase activity; ATP binding. NCBI's taxonomy places the organism in Eukaryota, Metazoa, Echinodermata, Echinoidea, Camarodonta, Strongylocentrotidae. Bases 592 to 3789 code for a protein of 1065 amino acids. The record is from RefSeq and is a predicted model, not a curated record. Gene Ontology annotation, biological process: protein phosphorylation. The transcript has 10 exons.
AUCGUAUGAUUGUGUGUGAUUUGUGUGUGCGUUUCCUGCAUGCGCUGCUAAUGUUCGAUAGGACUGCUUCUGUUCAGAACCAAGCAGUGUGCAUUCUUCCCGCACGGUCAUUUUGGUAUUGCUGGGAAUUGGCGUUUUUGUGUGCUGUAUGUGUAUUGAGUGCACAAAAUACACCUGUGCUGCUGGAUCUGGAUUCGCAUAUUUUGUGAUAGACUCUGCCUGUCGGAAAUGAGCUAGGACAUUUAUUCCAACAAGUUUAAAUCAUCAUGGAGCCAGGAAAAUACCCGCUGCUUUGACAAGUAUGAUGUCUUUAGACGAGUUUUCGGAACGUGUGCUACGUGGAACCUGCAAACAUAACGGGAAGAUAUUAGGAGCAAGUCAACAAAUGUGGAUGGGUGUGUGUGUAUGUUGUGGAUUGCUCGGUAAAUACAAUGCAGUCAGCUGCUGGAAAAUGAAGUAGACGAAUGUCAACUUCGAUACACAUUGACUGUGUCAAGGAUAAUGGAAUGAAUUUAUGAAGUAUGAGGAAUAGGAUUAUUAUUAUUAUUAUUACAAAUUUAUUGCCAAUUUACUCUCUAUCUUCCAAUUAACAUGGCGCAAAACCAUGAAUUAAGCACCUCGCCCCUGGCAGGUGGUGGGCAGGUUUCACUGACGAGAACGCUUUCAGGGGGCAGUGAGAGCACUAACCACAGUCUAAAUCAUGGUGUUCUUCCUGUUACAAGUCUAUGCACAGCAAUGCAUGACUAUGAAUCUACGGCAGACGAUGAGCUGACCAUUCACAGGGGCGACCUGGUAGAAAUAAUCUCCAAAGAUCACGCCGUUUCUGGCGAUGACGGAUGGUGGAUGGGGAAAGUCGGUGACCAACAAGGGAUAUUUCCAAAUAAUUAUGUCAGUGAUUCACAGUUCAUUCUCGAAAAGGAAAUUAAUUACGGAGUUAACGAAAUUGAUUUCAACGAAAUUCAGCUGAAUGAGCUGAUCGGUGUGGGCGGUUUUGGCAAGGUAUUCCGCGGCUCAUGGAGAGGAGAGGAGGUCGCUGUGAAAGCCGCAAAACACGAUCCAGAGGAAGAUGAUAAUGUGCGGUCAACUAUUGAUAACGUCAGACAGGAGGCAAAACUCUUCAGUUUAUUAUCGCAUCCCAACAUUAUAUCACUCCGAGGGGCGUGUCUUAGGGAACCUCAUGUGUGUAUAGUUAUGGAAUAUGCAAGGGGCGGCUCGCUGAACAGAUUACUCUUCGGGAAGAAGAUGGCUAUGCCGCCAAACGUUCUAGUAAACUGGGCUUACCAAAUUGCCGAUGGCAUGAACUACCUCCACUGGGAAGCUCCAAUCCCUCUCAUCCAUAGGGAUCUCAAGUCUAGCAAUAUUCUCCUUGAUCAGAAGGUUGAGCAUAGUAACAUGUACAACAUCCAGCUGAAGAUCACCGACUUUGGUCUCGCCCGUGAGAUGUACAAGACAACCAGGAUGAGUGCUGCAGGGACGUACGCCUGGAUGGCUCCAGAAGUAAUCAAGUCAUCUCUCUUCUCAAAAAGCAGCGAUGUCUGGAGCUUUGGGAUCCUGUUAUGGGAGCUACUGACGGGAGAGGUCCCUUACAAAGGUAUUGACACUCUGGCUGUAGCGUAUGGCAUCGCUGUCAACAAACUCACACUCCCUAUUCCAUCAACAUGCCCAGAAAUCUUCUCAAAAAUGCUGUUAGACUGCUGGAACUACGACCCCCAUGAAAGGCCGACGUUCAGUGAGAUCAUGCAGCAGCUCAAAGACAUCUCUGAGUCUCCGUUCAUCAACACGCCUCAGGACUCCUUCCAUAUCAUGCAGCAGGACUGGAAGGAAGAGAUUCAAGAGAUGUUUGAUGAACUCAGGGUCAAGGAAAAGGAGCUGAGGACGAGAGAGGAUGAGCUAUCCCAGGCUGAGAUCCAGCAGAAGCUCCAUGCUGCCCUGCUGAAGAGGAGGGAGCAGGAUCUGGCGGAGAGGGAGAUCGAGCUCCUGGAGAGGGAACUCAACCUGGUAAUCACACAGCAGCAGCAGGACGAGAAACCAGUCCCUAAGAAGAGGCACGGCAAGAUCAAGGCUAACAAGCUUAGACGCAGCAACAAACGCAUCAGUACUCCUCAAGAUUUCCAUCAUAAAUUGACAGUAAAGGCUGACCCCUCCUUCCAGCGUGGCGGAGGAGACCCCCGUUCAUCACACCUCAGUCCAGAGGAGAGUCCACCCAAGAGCCCCAUUCCUAGGUUACGGGUCUUUGCAUUACCAAAGGAACAGCCAAAGGGGAAGACAUGGGGUCCAAGCACAAUGCAACGGAAAACACGCCAGAAGACAUUCCGUCCUCAUACACUGUCAGAAGCUACUGCCAAGAAGUUCACUAGCGCCCCCAACCUCAUCCAUGGCAAGUCGCCACUCUCACCGAUGCUAGAUGGUAACUGGCAAGUGAGUCUAGCCAACCCUAAGCCUAACUGGCUAGACGUUGGUCCCACACCGGACCAUGAAGACGAGGACACCCACGACCCUAAGAGAGAUUCUCUAAGACGCAAGUCAAGUAAACCAGGAAUGGCCGAGACGGGUCUGUACGGCGCUGCUGCAAUCCUGGCCUCGGUGGCCCUAGGGUACGAUGUCCGCACUACUAAUCUGGCCAUCUACCAGAGCGGAGAGCUUGAGCAUCGGAGAAAGGAAUAUGCCAAGCAGGCGUCGGCAGACGAGGUCAGCACGCAGACCAGCGACAACGACAUGAACGGUUUAGAAGACGAGGACUACCUAUCCAUCAGCUCGACGGCAAACCUGACAAAGAACUGGGUUGCGGCGCCUCCGAGCACCGGGAUGUGGAAUGACACGAAUGCUACGAACAACCAUCAACCACCUCCUCCUACGCAGUUAUUAGUGAAACAGAACCCUGCUUACCUUGAUCAUAGAGACUCGUUACCCAAUGACGAACAACCGUUGCCGACGGUCAGGACUCACAGACGCACAGCAUCGGCUGAUGAUAACCUGAACAGUAUGCGUAGGACAAGAACACCGUCUGAUAGCUCAACACCAUCUACCAAGUGGGACAGUACCGGGGAUCAGUGGAGUACAUGUAGUCCAGGAUCGGAUGUGUCCUCACCGUUCAGGAGCCCACCUCAAGUUCCUCCCCGCAGGACUAGCUUUGUGGGAGAUUCACAGAUGGAGAGGCCUUCCUCGCUUGACAUCUGUGCCCGACCCCGCCCUCACUCCAGAGUAUACCUCACACCCCAGAACCAGUCUUCAAAUGAAUCACCUCAUCGGAGGGUAUCAUCAUCAGCCAACACUACACCACGUCAUAGUUACCACGCAGACUCAUCAACAGCCAGCUAUAGUAGCCACAGCAGCAGUAAUGCCUCAGGUGCCACCUCGCCCCCCUUAUCUAAUACCACCCCUCACCAUGCACCCUUCCAGCACUCCUUCUCCCAGCCUCAAACAACACAGCAGGUGCAGAAGUAUCAGCAUCAACAUCAACAACAACAGCAGCCCUAUCAACAGCAGUCCCAUGUAUAUAAUGCCCACUACCAGCAACAGUCACAGGUUUCACACCACCAAUCAUCGCAACAUCAGGCAACGCAGCAGCAGCACCACCACCACCACACCACGCCCACCCACCAGCACCAAUACCAACACCAUCCCCAACACCAACACCACCAGCAGUAUCAUCAGGGGGUCGUCAUCAACAAUCGCCCCUCUUUACUGGACCAGGAUAUGGAGGGACAGAAGAGGGACCCUACCCGCACCCUCGAAGCUAAGCCAACGAAAGAACCUUCAGUAAAUGCCCUUAUUAAAGAGUUCUUAUGAUCAAGGCUUUAGCAGAGGAAAUGAUGGCAAACUUUGUAGGAUUAAUGUAACCACCACUAGCCAAACAGAAAAGUCUCAGUUUACUGUAUAGUUUGUAUUCUUCCAACUAACGUAUAUAAUAACAAAUAUAUGAAUUGAUUUUUUAAUUCUAAUGAGCCAGUUUGUGAAUACUAUCUGCGCAUUGGCAGGUAAAGGUCAUUUGUUCCCAAAUUGUAAAACCAGACACAUACUGGUAUCGUGCUCGUGAAAGUAUCAGUAUUCAUUUAUGCACCGACAGUACAUUUAUACGAUACACAGGUGGAAGUAUUCUUUUCAAGAGGCAAACAGAAGGUAUUCAUGAAGCACCUCCAUAACUUCGGCAGUAAUUAUUCUAAAAUGCACAAGUGGGACAUAUCCAUCGUGUUAAAGAUCAGUGGAUAUUUGGGGGUCAUGUGUACCGAAGCUAUAUUUACGAACUGGCUUAUUGGAAUUUGGUGUCGGGGACUUAUUUGUAUCAACUUCUUGACAUUUAUGAUUUAUCUGAACACAAUUUCUUUCUGUUGGCAAAUACAUUAUGCUGAUGAUAGUGGAUAAGUAGUAAAUGUUCUAUGUCAUCAUUUAUAUCACUUUGUUCAGACAAGUUUGCCCAUUAUGAAUUAUAAUGUCAUGACUAUUCUUUUAAAGUGGCCUCAUCAUUUUUUGAAAUAUUUCAAUGCCUAUUACAUAUCAAAAUAAUCCCCCCAUCCAAUCCUUCAUGUCAUAUAAAACAUGAUCAAAUGUAUUGGUAUUCAAUUCCUUAUGUCUGAAUUUUGUGUCAAUUUCCAGGGAAUAAUGUUGGAUGAGACUGAGAGCUACUUUAGAUCUGAGAUUUUGUUGAUCUCAUUAUUGAUAAUUUCAUGUUGAAUGAUAUCUUGUCUUUGAUUUUUUUUCCAACAAAAAAAUUACCUGUCAGAUAGCCAUAACAAUUUGGUCUAUUGGUAGCCUCUUUUUUGUUGAAAGAAGUCUCAACCAUUUGCAGUUAUUGUCAAUCUAAAAUAAUAUCCUCAUUAGAGAGUUGCAUAUAUCAAAUCACGGCAUUGAAAAAGAGAAAAUGUUAUACAGACUCUCAAAGAGUUACUGAUUAUAUUACGACACUUUUAGAUAGUUGCAGUAUUAGUGAAAGGGUAUAUUUUUUCACAAAAAAAAAAAUUGGGUCCUCUUCUUUUCCGUUUGGAUGAAAAUUCUUUACAAGUUUGAAAAGUUUUAUAAAAAUAAUUAUAUCCUCAUUUUAUGAAACAUGUAAAGCAGUCCUGUGUUGAUUGUUUCGCUGAAAAGUUAAGCUCAAACGUUCUUUUUAUGUUUACUAUCUUCCAUAUUUAGCUUGUGUGGGAGUGUAGUACGUACAAUUUGUUUUGGCGUCAUCUAGUUGCUUAAAAAUGGUUGACACUAUCUUAAGACAAAAGGAGGGUUUUCUUGUUAAGUUUUAAAAAAAAGGAGUAGUUUAAGAAUGGUUUCCUUGUCUCAUCAUGAAAUGAGGCAAAAUGUGUCAAACAGUUAUGAAGAGUGGAAAACAGUUUUUAAAAGAUGAUCUAGCUAUCUUAGUGUAUGGUUAUUUGCUUUAGUGAAAGUGUGAAGAUAUUUUUGCAGGGAAUUAUGUAUUGCAUUAUGAGUUGCCUUUUUUUAUUGUUUUACUGAAUAAGGUGCUGCAUUAGUUUAGUAAAUGAAUGAAUGGCUUUCAUUCUUAAAAGUAAUGCAAGAAAAUGUACUUUGAUAUGUAUGUAUUUUAAUUUUUUCCCCGACAUAUUGAAAACCAUUUAUUUUCUCAUUUACCGGUAAGCUUGUCAUUUAUAGUACAUAUAAGAUCAGUGAAGUGAUAAUGAAACAGAAAAUUAAAUGCUUUCUGUAUUACUUUAAAACAGAUUUUUCUAGGUGUUGAAUUAUGCGUGACCUGUUGGUUGUAAACAGCAUUUCUUAUGGUCUGUGUCGGCAAAUGAUGGAAUUACCCCACAUUCAUUUUUCAAAGCCGAUUUUGAAGUGUGUUUUAUGAAACUUAUGAAAAAACCUCGCCCAAAUCAAAUAAAAAAAAUAGAAAAAGACUACCCGGUAAUGGUGUUAGAGGAAUCCACAUCACAUUAUUUUCAAAUACCGGUACACAAAAUAUUCGUUCUUAUUGAAAAAGAUAGGUUAGACCGAAUCUCUCACUCUAAAUUGUGAGCACUCGUCUAGAUAUCUCUUGCCAUUCAAUAAUACUCUUGUAUGCUUGUUUGCACUAUUGACACACUCUGUACAAAUAAAUACUAAGGUGGGUCAGAUUAAUAACAAGCAUUGAUAAGGAAGAAUGCUCUCUCUCUCUCUCUCUCUCUCCUAUUCAGCUGGAGAUAGUAUUGCUAUGUUGUAGUCAAGAAUCAGUGUGUUUUUUCCCAUAAAUAUUGUGUUCAGUAUUCUUGAAAGCAGACCAACUUUAUGCUUUGUGUGUACCAGACUUUAAAUAGUCAAUAAAUUACUGUAUAAGCUGUUAGUUUAUGGAAUUUUGCUAUUUUUUGUAUUGUAGGGUUGUAAAUUUAACAACAAGCAAUCCACAUGCGAACAUGAGCUGGUAUGCAUUGUGCGAAGAUUUAUUGUAAGUAGCCUGUGUUACAUAUUGCAAUAACAACUCUUGAUAACGACAGUGUUCAUGUCAUCUUUAAAGUUUCUUUAGGCAAAAGUAUCGGCUUAAACAGUAAUCUAUGAAGUCCCAAGUGUCAUCCACUUCGUUCCAUGAAAAUCUCAUGCUGUAAAUUAAGGAAAAUACAAAUAUUUAGUAGCUGUAAAGUUCAUUUUCAUUUUUUUAUUUCAAGACCAAAUUCUUUUUUCCUUUAUGAUAUUAAUGCAAUUUUCACUACACUUAAUGAUAUGGAAGGAAUUGUUUGACACUUGGCCUCCUCUAAAUUAGUGAACACAGUUAAUCCUUAGCCUUCGAGAACCGAGUAGUCCCUGUAUUAUGUCGAUAGAACUGAUAUACCAGUAAUUCUGUAGUCGGUGGAUUAAGCUUGGCUUAUUAAAGUUGGAAUGCUUUCAAGAAUAUGGCCAAUGUGGUUUGUUAAUCUCAGGUCAUGUCAAAUAAACCAGUGCUGCAGUCGAGACAAUGAAACUAGUGAGAAAUAUACAAUACCGGCCAUAGGUGAAGCCAAUUAGUGUAGUGUAUUAUAGAUUAAUCAAACUUACAUAUCUUUUUAAGGAGUACUAAGAUAGCAGUACUAUUAAAAAAAAAAGAUAAACAUGAAUUGUGAAAUGAAUAUUGAGAUUGUAAUGAGGAAUGAUCCACAUGGACACCAAUACUUCACUUGGGAUGCACAGAAAGACAUACGAGUGUGGAAUCCAGUUAAGAGGAGACCUAGCAGCAUCUGUGCAGCUUGGGAUAGAAUAUCUUUUCUGAUUGACAAAAGAAAAAAAUUAUAGAUAUGGGAAGUAAAACCAGAUCAACAAGAUGUAGGAAGUAUGAGAAGAUGGUGCAGUGUAUUUGAAUCAUGUUCUAUUUCAGGUGUGUUGAUAGGAUACUGUGAUGGAAUUGUGUAUGAAAGGGCUCUCUUUCAAAGUCUGUACAGCAGUUGGAGAAGAAUAUUUAUUUGAAAUAUGCCAUUCUUGCAUUCAGGUGUUGUGGAUUUGUAGGAUACUGAUCGUUAUGUGUCGAAAUUUUCUGUUUUUAAAUGAUCAGUAUUCGUCAGGUUGAUGAAACCAAAAAGGAAAUAUAGUCAUUGUGAUUUUUGCUGCUGGUGGUAUGAGUACUGAUUCAAAUUAUUUGUUUCUAAAGCAGAUACUUAAAGGGUUUGCAGUGAUCAUUCAUAAACAUUCAAGUGACUGUGGUCGUAUAAAAGUCCAGUGAUUUUUUUUGUGGGUGUGUGAUCUUUGAGUUCUGAUACUCCAAAAUCAAUGCAUCCUGCCUACUAAGCCCUGCUUGCGUGCAUACCUGCUGCAAAAUGCACAGCUGCAUCUACUGUUUACACCCUUCCUAUUUCUCUUCUUCUCCUCAAGCCAUUACACAAGUCCUAUCAAGUACAGGACGUAGAAUUUGGCCUUGGGGUCGUACCCAAGGUCUUUGAGAGUACAGGGUUCUGGUAGGAGGGACGGACCAAACGGUGUAUUGUUUUGUUCCUCUCCACGGUCAAUUGAAAGCAUUGAAAGAUCUUGUUGUAAUCAGUGUCAGGCUUCCACUUCCUUAGUAUUUAUUUUGACAUUUGAAAAACAAAUCUAGACUCUGAAAGAAGAAAGAAAGAAGAAAUUUUGUAUCCCUCUUCAGAUAUUAGAUUGGUGGUAUGAUAACUAGCAUUAACAUACAUCAUUUUUCUUUCCUGAAUCAAUGCUUAUAGUGAAAAAAUCUUAUUGCAAGGAUUACUUUAUAAAGAUGAUUUUGGAUUAAAAAAACAAACAAAGUUGGCCACAUCUAUGAAUGAUGAGUUUUCUUUAAUUUACGGUACCAGCUUGUUAUCACCCCCACCUCUCAUUCUCACACAUGUGGAUAACUUCUUCAUUAUUCUGUGGAGAAGAUAUCAUGUCACGUGCCAAAGAUGUCAUAAAAGUGAUAUGAAUUUCCAAAAGUGUGAAACACAGCAAUUAGGAAACCUUUUUUAAAAUUUAAUUUUCUUUAAGUUGCAGGAGUUUGAAAUAUUCCUGACACCCUAAUGUAUUCACUGAUUCACCAUUACUGAUUUGAUUAUCAAAUACAUGUAUUCAAUAUCUCACCUGCUUGUCCUCGCACAUGUAUUCGCAUUAUUCACAUUUAAGAUUAGGAAAGAUUUACGACUGCAAUACCUCUGAUAUAUUAGCAGUGAAAGUGGUCCAUAAUUUGAUCAUCAACUUUUCUACAGAUUGUAGGGGGUCAAAUUCCAUUUGCCACCGAAUGAAAUAGAUCAGAAGUUAUGAUUACAGUAACAUGUAAUGUAUGAAAAUUUAGUCCAUCCCGCUAUUCAACGUUAAUGAUCUAAGAAAUAUCUCAAAACAAAUGUCUUUGUUACAUUAAAGAAGACAUAUUUUCUAUUGUCCAAAGUUUGAUGCCAUAGCACUUUUAUUUAAGAAUAUAUUUGAAAAUAUACAUUUUGUGGUUCAAAGAUAAAAUUGAAUGUUCAGAAAAUCUUAGGUCUUUGAAAGGACAUUAUUCUUUUACAUUGGCAAAAAGUAGUGGGCACUGUGGUAGUAAAAGUUUUGUCUGAGUAAGUGUGUUUAAUAUUUGUAGAAGAGAGAAAUCUGAGAGGGUAAUAUAUUCAUAAGUAUAUGUAUGUGUAAUGUAAUGUACUGAGCGUAAUAGUACUAAUUGUCUUAGGAUGUUAUUGUUUUGUAUUCAUCCUGUGUAAUUUCUGGUGCAACUUCACACCCCUAUUCACAUCGCAUUUUAUUACCAUUGAUUCUUAUUCCUUUGAAUUCCAUUCCAUCAGAAAUUUUGUUGUUAUCAACAUUGCAUUUGCAGAGUCAAUAUUAUGAUUUGUAAACUGAAUUGUGUCUGUAUAUAUUGCACUUUUGAAAGUAACAGACAAAUAUAUUUUUAUGACCAGUUAUCCUGGAUAGCUUUCUUUAUGAAGACCUCUAUUGUAUGGAGAUUCCAGAUUAUGUAUCCUUGUCUGCCUGUGUGUUGUGUUGUUCCUUUUUAUAUUGUUUUUUUUUUUGUCUUUGGCUUUAUGAUGAUUAAUCCUGACUGCGUGUGUAGACCUGGAAAUCCAUUCAAUUGCAGGAAAUGUGAAGUUUUCCUUUUCACUUGAUAUCAAAAUGAUUAUAGAUUUCAGUUCUGAUAUGUGUAUGUAUGUGUGUGUGUGUAUGUGUGCGUGAUCUAAUACCCAUUUAUCCAUUGGGGUUGUUUGCUCAAAGAAACAAUAUGGUAUCCUUGAAGGGUUAUUUUAUAUUAUUUUCACCCACUUACAUUGCUUAAGAGGUUAUGUUUUGCUGUCAUGUUGUGAGAUUUUAUGAUGUUUGAUUUCUGCUUUUUGUUUUUUUAAGUUUCUAUUUUUUUCCACAGCAGACAGGAAAAUGAAUUAUGUUCUUCACUCAAAUGUAUUCACUCACAUAUUACAAGGGAACACUAAUUUGACAAUGUAUUCAGUAAUUUUCUUUUAAUAUUACAAUAAGGUUCAUUUGAAUUUCCAAAUAAAACAUCUAAUUAAUUUGCAGGGUAAUCUAAUAGGAUAUAAUAGGUAAUGUUUGUUACUUUACGACUUUGUCUUUCGUGCAUAUUUCUUUUCUUUUUAAAGAUUUUUUUUAAUAGACUAUGUAUAUCUUAACCUUUAUACUCACCGUUUCUUAUAAUAGUUUAAAUUUUAGCUUUUCACUUGGUUCUAUACAUUGAAAACUAAUAAUGAUAUUAUUGGUGUAUUCCCCAUUUUUCUUUCUACAUUUUUUAUUUCCCCUUCUCUCUUUGAAAAGAUGUGAUAAGAGAUUCUGUGGUUCAACUCACUGUCUCCUUAUCCACUCAGUGAUUACGGUAUACAAAUGUUAACAUCAGUGAAAGCCAAAGGGGUCCAUGCUGUUUUGCUUUGAAAUCUGAAUAUGAAAAGUUAAAAUCUUCACCAAUUUCACAUGUCUCCCUCUCUCCCAUGUACUACUUUACAAAUGUGUAGUCUGUUUAAGAAGAGAAAUAAAUCCACAAUGUAAAUUCCAUGUGUGAUUCAUGUUUUUAACAAACAAAAAUUAAAUGCAGUUUUUUUCAUUGAUGUGAGCAGAAGUAUGUAGUUACUGAAGUGAAGUGUAUAUCGUCUGUUUGGAGCCAUAAAGGCAUUAACUCUGUGUAAAAUGAGAUGAGUCAAUGCCCUUCUGCCCCAAACAGAUGACAUUUUCUGUUCAGUGCCAGAAGGGUGUUAAUUAUGUUCUAAAGUAUAUGGGUUAUUGCCUUUCUGGCUUCAAACGGACGAUAGCAUGGUUUCCAGUGGGGAUUUUGAUGCCUGACAAGAGAUUCUCAUACUUGUAAAGCUUUUCAAAACCACAAACUUUUAGGUUUCGUGAUUACCCGUCAUCCUCUUGUACCAUCUCUUACAAUUUGGGGAAACCAGUUUAACAAUAUUAAAGAAUGAAGCCAAAUGUGAUGUUAUAGUAAGAUCUUGUGUUUUAGCUUUCAGAUAAUGUAUUUAUUAUGUUUGUACUAAUGCAAUACUGACAAUGUAAUGUGUAUGUAAAAAUAGGUUUGUUUUAAGUAUUCUAUUAGUGCUGGAUACACACUACUACAGCAAGUUUACCAAAAAAGCAGUUAUAAUGAUAUGAUAGAAAAAGUCAGUACGUUUAAAAGAUUAUGUGAGAAUGUAUAAUUUUGCUUCAACGAUUUUGUUUUAAAAACAGAUAAGUUUGUACUACUGUAUGUACAGCAUUUUCCUUUUUUCUUUUUUACUUAUUUGUGUAUAUUUGUUCCAGUUUGUACAAUAUCUAUAUAUCUAUACAUAUAUGUAUUAUUAUCCAACCUCACAUGUAUAUCAUUCCUGUCAUUUUAUUAUCAUUUAAUAUGAUUAUAUAUAGAUAUAUUUGAUGAUUUGUAAACAGAAGCAGACACAAAAAAAUAUUGAAUUGAAAUAAGGAUAUUAAAAGAUGUGAAGUUGGCAGAUUUUGUACAAAAAAGAUU